AUGUUGCGCUUCGUUGACGAUACAUUCGAUCCAGAAUUGGCGGCAACAAUAGGGGUCGAUUUUCGGGUGACAUCGAUGAAUGUUGACGGAAACCGAGUAAAACUUGCGAUUUGGGAUACCGCUGGACAAGAACGUUUCCGAACACUAACACCAAGUUAUUACCGUGGUGCUCAGGGCGUGAUUUGCGUGUACGAUGUAACAAACAAGAGUUCUUUCGAAAAUUUGGAUCAUUGGAUGACGGAGGUGGAAACCUAUAUAACAAAGGGAGAUGCUGUCAAAAUGCUUGUUGGCAACAAGAUUGAUAUGCCAAACCGUGAAGUAUCUCGAGAGGACGGUCUCAAGUUUGCUAAGCGUCAUCGCGCGUUGUUUAUCGAAGCUAGUGCUAAAACUAAGGAAGGAGUACAGUGCGCAUUCGAGGAACUUAUCGAAAAGAACAUGGAUAACAACGAAGAAUUCAUGGUGGCUACAGAAGAGCAAGCUCGAAUGGAUGAUAUGAAUAACUCCUAUAAGGAGAAGAUUGAUGACAAGGAUAACGGAGCUGCUGGUGCUAACGGCGACGCUUAUCCCAAAGAAAACAGGGACGAUAAGUCAGAACGAGGAGAUCGCGAAAAGGACCGCGACAGAGACCGUGAUGACCGUGACAAAGACCGCGAAGACCGUGAUCGACACCGUGAUCGUGACAGAGACCGCGAUCGUGAUCGUGAUCGCAAAAAGCACAAGAAAAGUCGUAGUCGCAGUCGCAGUCGCAGCAAAGAUCGUGACCGUGACCGUCGUCGAUCACGGGAUCGAGACUCGCGUGACCGUGGUCGUGAUAGAGACCGUGAACCACCGCGUGUAGAACCUAAGAAGAAGUAUCGCUUCUGGGACAUCCCACCUGUUGGAUUUGAACACCUGACACCAAAGGAAUAUAAAGCGCAACAAGCUGCUGGUGCGAUCCCGCGAUCGAACAUGCAAGCGGCGGUACCCGUUGUUGGACCAUCGGUUACAUGCCAGUCACGUCGUCUCUAUGUUGGCAACAUUCCAUUCGGUUGCAACGAGGAGGCCAUGUUGGAUUUCUUCAACCAGCAGAUGCAUCUUUGUGGGUUAGCACAAGCGCCAGGGAAUCCUGUACUUGCCUGUCAAAUUAAUCUGGAUAAGAACUUUGCCUUCAUCGAGUUCCGCUCGAUAGAUGAGACUACGGCGGGAAUGGCCUUCGAUGGCAUCAACUUUAUGGGACAGCAGUUGAAAAUUCGUCGUCCUCGUGAUUACCAACCUAUCAGUGCAAGCUUUGACAUGGCAUCAAGGAUGCCGGUAUCAAACAUCGUUGUCGAUUCCCCGAAUAAAAUCUUCAUUGGUGGCCUGCCUACGUACUUGAAUGAAGAACAGGUGAAGGAACUGCUGUGCUCAUUUGGGCAGCUGAAGGCUUUCAACCUUGUUGUUGAUUCCAGUGGAACAUCAAAGGGAUUUGCUUUUGCCGAGUAUCUCGACACUACGCUUACCGAUCAGGCUAUUGCCGGUCUAAACGGUAUGCAGCUUGGAGAUAAGCAACUCGUCGUACAGCUCGCUUGUGCCAAUGCACGUAGCUCUCAACCAAUGGCUCACUCAGCCACAUCAAUUGCUGGUAUUGACUUGUCGCAAGGUGCUGGUGUGCCUACCGAAAUACUUUGUUUGAUGAAUAUGGUGGUUGAAGAAGAGUUGAAAGACGAUGAAGAGUAUGAGGGUAGGUUGGAUAUAUUCUGGAGGACAUCAGAGAAGAAUGCUCAAAAUAUGGCAUUGUUGCGGUCAUUAGAAGUGCCGCGACCCAUUCCAGGAGUAGAAGUUGCUGGAAUCGGAAAGGUAUUUGUUGAGUUUGCAUCGUGUGCGGAUUGUCAAAAAGCGCAAGCUGCUUUGACUGGUCGAAAAUUCGCCAACCGUACUGUUGUUACCUCCUAUUACGAUGUGGAUAGAUAUCAUCAACGGCAGUUUUAG
Ostertagia ostertagi is the source of this 1947-nucleotide messenger RNA. The record is from the annotation of a GenBank genome assembly. NCBI's taxonomy places the organism in Eukaryota, Metazoa, Nematoda, Chromadorea, Rhabditida, Trichostrongylidae.